This is a messenger RNA of Lepus europaeus (European hare), 676 nucleotides long. RefSeq names its product late endosomal/lysosomal adaptor, MAPK and MTOR activator 5 (gene LAMTOR5). Gene Ontology annotation, biological process: cellular response to amino acid stimulus; positive regulation of TORC1 signaling. Bases 132 to 371 code for a protein of 79 amino acids. The transcript is spliced from 4 exons. Gene Ontology annotation, cellular component: lysosome; cytoplasm; Ragulator complex. Lineage: Eukaryota; Metazoa; Chordata; Mammalia; Lagomorpha; Leporidae. Gene Ontology annotation, molecular function: guanyl-nucleotide exchange factor activity. The record is from RefSeq and is a predicted model, not a curated record.
CACGCACGCACGCACGCGCGUCUCCUUCCGUGUGUGCGAUCUGUCAUUUGGUGUUCAAGGAAAUACGCUGUUCCUUAAAUUUCUCGAAUGUGUUAACGUCUGUGUAAAUUCAAAGCUGCAAAAGUCUAAGGAUGAAGAACCCGUCCAUCGUUGGAGUCCUGUGCACAGACUCACAAGGCCUCAAUCUGGGCUGCCGUGGGACACUGUCAGAUGAGCACGCUGGAGUAAUCUCUGUUCUAGCGCAGCAAGCAGCGAAGCUGACCUCUGACCCCACCGACAUUCCUGUGGUGUGCCUAGAAUCAGAUAACGGGAACAUCAUGAUCCAGAAACAUGAUGGCAUCACAGUGGCAGUGCACAAAAUGGCCUCUUGACAUCUGUCAGCAGUUCUCCAGCAGCAUGUCAGAGACUCGAUCCAACGUAUUAUGGAACUACUAAAGUUCUAGAAGUCAGGCUAUUCGUUCAAUGUACAACGGGCACUAUUCUAUUUAUUUUAGAGUUAGUUGCUUUCUAACACUGUAUGGACAGACCAGUCAGGUUAUUAGUAAAGCUUAUAUUGCACUGAUCUAGGUUACUUGUGUGUUAGAUUCUUGUUAUGUCCAAUAAAUCUGCUUGAAGGCAAGCUUGCAGCUUUUCUGGAUUCUUUAAACUUUUAUUAAAUGCUCAUUUAAAAAAAAUU